UGUGAAAUUUAUUUUUCUUUUUAUUUACCUUUAAACAAACCACUUCGAAUAUAUAAACAUAUAUUUACCAAAUCUUUGAUAAAUAUCGAAUAAACUCUACCAUAAAGGUAGGAAACUUUUUUCUCAUUUGUUGUAUAAAAGGUAUGCAACCAGUUUCUCGCUUCUUAUUAUUAUUUAGUAAGCUAUGCAAUUUUUAUUACACUUUAUUUGUGGAAAAGAAUCUGAAAUUGUUUUUAUUCUACUCUGGUAAUCAAAAUGUACGAAUUGGAAUUUAUUUUUGAAAAAUUGAACUAUCGUUUUUGGGCAUAGUUGACGUUAGUUCUAAUAUAUGAUUUGAUGCAUUCUUUUUGCUGUAGGGAAUACGAAAUGUAGCAGUUUAUGUAAUUGCAUCGUUUAAUAGUAUAAAACUGAGAAUUAACUCACUAAAUAUAUAAAAAACACGGGUUUUAAAAUUAUAUUUUCACCGUUACUACAUUUUUAAUAUUAUUUUGUUAAUUAUCCUAUUAACAGUGAAACUUGAAGAAUGAUCUAAUUAAAUAUGAAAAAUAUUCGAAUCUUAUCAUGUUCCUAUCGAACCAAAUUGCUAAAAAAAUUGAAAAUUAAAUAAACACAAAGAUUUUUCCCGUUCUUUAUACUAAUAAGUUAUGCAACCUAUUUUUCACUUUGUAUUUAUAUUAGUAGUACGUUAGGCAACUUUUGUUUCACUUUGCAAUUUCUACAUGAGAUAGGCAUCACUUAACACAUUUUGUUUACGUGUAAUACUGGUUGUAUAAAAUAUGUAUUAUGUCAAAAUAUAAUAAUUCACGUUCGGUGGCGUCGUAAUCGUUUUAAUGUCACAACUUUUCUUAUGUGUACAACUUGAUUUUGUUUACGAAAUUAUUUUUGUGUUUAUGAGUUGAACUAUUUAAAUUAUGGAAUUUAAUUUGAAAUUCGUUAUUCUAGCUACGUUAGUGUUGAUUUCAAUUUUAAUAAAAUCUAGUUUGUCUAUAAAAUGUUGGGAUUGUAGAUCAGAUGCUGAUCCGAAAUGUUCGGAUCCCUUCGAUAACGCCACAUUCGCAAUAACGGAUUGCGCUACACUGAAAGAAUUGGAUUAUCUACCGGGAGUCUUACCCACAAUGUGCAGAAAAAUUAGACAAAAAGUACAUGGUGUAUGGAAGUACAUAAGGAGCUGUGCUUAUUUAGGCGAGCCCGGAAUCGCCGGAGACGAACGUUUCUGUUUAAUGAGAACAGGAACUUACAACAUUUUCAUGGAAUACUGCACUUGCAAUACCAAAGACGGUUGCAAUACUUCUUCUCGUAUUGCAAUCUCGCCCGUUCUUCUUUUGACCACAACUAGUAUUUUUGCUUUAAUCAGGUUGGUGCGGUAGGAUGCUUAAAGUUCAAUAGUUGUGUAAAUAUUUUUAUGUAUAUGAUAUUGUAGCAACCAGGUAGUUGGAAAUCCAAAAAAUCUUCAUCAAUUUUUCAAAAAAAAUUCUUCAUUUUUUAAAAAUAGGUGUUAGGGGUUAAAAUAUAUUUUUUAGCUCUAAUAAUUGUAUAGAUCUGAUUUUUUAAAACUUUGUUAUGUAGCUCAUCAUGAACACCACAACUUAUAACUUGACUUUAUUUUGCAAUGCAUGCCGUCCAAUUAUAUAAUUUUUAUAAAGAACGUUUUUAAUAAAAAUAUUUUUUUAUGUCCA
Messenger RNA from Diorhabda sublineata, 1676 nucleotides. RefSeq lists its product as uncharacterized. The transcript has 3 exons. The record is from RefSeq and is a predicted model, not a curated record. Lineage: Eukaryota; Metazoa; Arthropoda; Insecta; Coleoptera; Chrysomelidae. Gene Ontology annotation, biological process: sleep; regulation of synaptic transmission, cholinergic; positive regulation of voltage-gated potassium channel activity. Bases 912 to 1367 code for a protein of 151 amino acids.